AUGGCUGAAACUUUGAUCGUGCUUUUUUCUGGAAUCUUGAGCAAGAUACCUCCGAUAUCUGACGAUCGGAGACUGGGAUUACACAAAGAACUUGAAAAAAUGGCAACUAUGCUACUUAAGUUGCAAGCUGUUCUCUUUGAUCUUCAAAGCAGCGAUGGAUAUCACAGCAGACAAACUGAGCUUUGGCUGAAAAUGCUCCAACAGAUACUAUCCGACGCUGAGACCUUGUUGGACGAGAUUGCAUAUGAAGUUCUUCGCCGAAAGCUUGGGAUCAGAAAUUGGGGCGACAAGGUAAGCGGCUUUGUUGCUUCCAUUUCUGCACCUGUUUUUUUCUCGAUAAUUGAAUAUCUUCGCCAACAGAGUGAGAUCCACGAUUCGGAUAAUAAGGUGCUCAGCUUCUUUCCCUUGUCAUAUCGUGGAAAGAUGGCUCGUAAGAUAAAAACUAUUAUAUUAUCUUUAGAGGUUGCAUAUGAAGAAUUCUCAGGUAUCCGGGCUACUAGAGUGGAUUUGAUGAGCAGGCCUACUCAGCUGGAAGAAACACGCUCCAUGGUUUCCUUUCUGGGUGACCAAACAAUUGUAGGUAGGGAGCAUGAUAUCUCUGUGCUGACACGCAUGUUGACGGACUACUCUGUAGGCGACUUAGAGGUCAUUAGUAUAGUGGGAAUGGGUGGUGUUGGUAAGACGACCCUUGCUCGGCUAGUGUACGAUGAUCCCUGGGUAGCUUCUUGCUUUGACAAGAGAAUGUGGGUACACGUAUCUGAUAAAUUUGAAGUGAACAGAAUCUUGAAUGACAUACUGCAGUGUCUAGGGGAAGCCCGCGUUGAGACCACUAGUAUAGAGUCAAUAGUGUGGAGGCUUCGAGAAAUCAUUCACAGGAUGCAAUGUUUCCUUGUGCUCGAUGAUGUCUGGAACGAGAGUGAAGAAAAACUGUAUGAAUUGAAGAAUUGUUUGCUAUAUGCGUCUGGUGAAAGGAUCAAGAUACUGAUAACUACACGCAGUCAUAGAGUUGCUGCAAUUAUGCGAACAUCUCAUGUUUGUCCCUACGUGCUACAGCCUCUCCCAGAGGACCUCAGCUGGGAGUUGUUUGAGAAAAUAGCAUUUAGACCUGGGAGUGCAGGAAAGUAUCCAGAAUGGGUAGACAUUGGUCGAAGGAUAGUGAACAAGUGUUGGGGUCUUCCAUUAGCUAUAACAAAAAUAGCCGGUUGGAUGUAUCCCCAGAAAGAUCAAUCUGAGUGGUCCAGGAUUGAAGAAAGUGAAAUUUGGAAUUUUCGAUCUGCAGGUCAUCCGUAUGGGAAUGGUAAUUGGUAUAAAAAUCGAGUCCUUUCUGUAUUGCUGCUCAGUUAUGAUAAUUUACCAUCGCCAUGGUUGAAAAAAUGUUUUGCAUGCUGUUCCAUUUUUCCCAAGGACACCCUCAUAGAAAAGGAGAAGCUGAAACAAAUUUGGAUAGCACUAGGACUCGUUAGUUCUCCUAACGAAAAAAAUUUGACAUUGGAGGACAUUGGCAGCAGCUAUAUCAAUAUAUUGCUACAGAGUUCUCUGUUGCAAGAUACUCGAGAGGAUGACUAUGAUAAUAUCACACAUUGUGGGAUGCACAAUAUUGUGCAUGACCUUUCGUUAUAUGUGUCACAUAAUUUUUCCUCUGUUGUCGAUGGGCUCGAAAGUAAUUCUACAGCGGACACGAGUAUAAAUGAUGAUGCUAAGGCUGUACAUUUGUCAUUUAAUAAUUCAGCUACAUGGAAGAUGUGCAAGAUUCCUGAUCGACGUCUCAACAAUUUGCGAACAUUUUGUGUUGUAGGGGGCUGUGUAGACCUUGAAGAUGUCUUCACAAACUUCACAGGUCUUCGGGUCUUGAUAGUUGAAGACCAGGCUGUCAAGAACUUACCGAAGACUGUUGAUAGAUUGAAACAUCUAAGGUAUCUUGACAUCUCAAGAACCAGAAUCAGAUUUCUGCCGCAGUCCUUUACAAAGCUCUACAAUUUGCAGACAUUAAGGGUCUUUGAUCUGGUAAUGCUUCCAGAGGGGUUCGGCAAACUCAUUAACUUGAGGCACUUUUACAUUCAGCAAUAUCGUCGUAGUCCUCUGCAGAAUCUUUUGCUUCCAAGGAUAGGGCAUUUGCCUAAUCUUCAAACAUUGCCUUUCUUUUCUGUGAGCCAAGAAAAGGGAUGUCAAAUUGAAGAGUUGGAAUACUUGGACAAUCUUGGAGGUAAAUUAACAAUCUAUGGCCUUGAAAACGUGAACAGCUAUGAAUCUGCUUUGAAGGCAAAUUUGUCAAGGAAGUUUCGAGUCCAAAGUUUGGAACUCUACUGGGAAGGUCCAAACGAGAAUAGCAAUGAUAAAGAUGUGCUCGAGGGUCUCAAACCUCCUAGCAAUUUGAGAAGUCUAAAGAUUGUUGGUUUCCAAGGGUCAAGAUUCCCUCAGUGGAUGGUUGGACAAAAUCUACUGUCAUUGCAUAAUCUAGUGCAGCUUCAAUUGGAGCAUUUGGAUGAGCUUGAAGAACUCCCUCCAACCAAGAGGUUCCCUAAUCUAGAGAAACUGCGUCUGCAUUGGCUUCCAAAGUUGGAAAGUGUACCAGAGGAUACGAGCAAUCUUACCUGUCUUCGGAGAUUGGAAAUUUCUUGUUGCCAUAGUUUGACAAGUUUACCAAAUCUGAAUAGCCUUACAACUCUUCAGGCACUGGAGAUGAUCGGAUGCCCUAAUUUGACCCAUCUAUGGGAGGAUUCCACAUGGCAAGAGGGCAUUCUAUCUCUUGAGAAUCUAUGCAUAAGCAAUUGCCCCAAUCUUGAAGCUAUUCCAGCCAUUCAGAAACUCCAAUCCCUGCGUAAACUGCAAAUUGAAAGUUGCGAGUCGUUGAAUUUAUCGUUAACAAAUGUUGGGAAAUUUCGAUCCCUCGAGUUCCUAGACAUUUAUUCCGACCCUGCCGCAUGGCCACAGGACAUCUCUGAAUUGAUAAGCCUCACGACCUUGCAUCUUGGUGGCUUCUCCGAGAACAUUGAUUAUUUUCCUUGGCCCGACACCUUCUCGGGGUCUGUUGAUGGAAUAAAAGAACAUUGUGCCUCUUUAAGGUCCCUUCAAUUGUACGGGUGGCCAAUGAUCAAAUCUCUGCCUGAGCAAAUGCAGUACCUCUCCAGGUUGACUAAUUUAACAAUAAUCAGGUUUGAUGGGUUGGAGGCUCUUCCAGAAUGGCUGGGGAAAUUACAAUCUCUCCAAACGUUGGAGCUUUUUGCAUGCAAGAACCUGAAGUACUUACCUUCAACAGCGAUGGAAUGUCUUGCAGAUUUACACACUUUGAGAAUCAAUAGAUGUCCCCUUUUGAAGGAGAGAUGCACCAGAGGAACUGGCGAAGAGUGGCCCAAGAUAGCCCAUAUUCCUAAUAUUUAUCUCUAGACUUCUUCAUAACCAACCAUGAUAAGGAGGGCUACGUUUGCUUUCAAAGAGAUUGAGGUAAAGGAGCUGAAUUAGUCCUGAGCUUUGAAUCAUAACAAGAGGUAAUAAGGUUAUUACAUAGACCAGGAAUUCCUGAAGCUUUUGUUGGAUUGGCACUGCAACUCCCUGGGAUUCUCAGCAAGUAGACUACUUCUACUGCCUUGGACUGGCUUUCUUGUAGUUUUGCCUGUAAAAGUCCUUCAUCUCUAAAUUAAAUUGUGGAACAAGAUUUGUCCAGAGUCCAGAGUUUAGAUGAGCAUGGUUUUUUUUUCACUAGUAAGGUGUUGAUCUAUUCAGUUUUCAAUCUUUGGACUCAGGAAACGUAGAUUGCUGAUUCUUUGCAUCUGUUACUUUAUUCAGAACCAGAAUAGUCACAUCUUUUGCCAGAGAAUAUUGUAGAUGGCAAAUGCCAAGAUUCUUCUUAGAUGGAGAAGAACAGAGGGUUGAAUGUGCUCAGAAGAAGCUUACAGGAAAAGUCCAGGGAAGAAGUACAACGUAUCUGGCAUGAACAGCUGACAUUUCUCUUGAAACGAAUUCAACUCCCUUCUGUUGAGUCUCUCAUUCUCUCUCUCAGACAGCGCCAGUAUAUUCAGUGUAAAUAUGGUUAUUCAAUUCAA
Molecule: messenger RNA, 4040 nt
Organism: Coffea eugenioides
Lineage: Eukaryota; Viridiplantae; Streptophyta; Magnoliopsida; Gentianales; Rubiaceae
Product: putative disease resistance protein RGA3
Exons: 6
Coding region: 1-3384 (1127 amino acids)
Biological process (GO): defense response to other organism
Molecular function (GO): ADP binding
Source: RefSeq, a predicted model, not a curated record